Molecule: messenger RNA, 2418 nt
Organism: Cucurbitaria berberidis CBS 394.84
Lineage: Eukaryota; Fungi; Ascomycota; Dothideomycetes; Pleosporales; Cucurbitariaceae
Product: MFS general substrate transporter
Exons: 3
Coding region: 233-2260 (675 amino acids)
Biological process (GO): basic amino acid transport; transmembrane transport
Cellular component (GO): fungal-type vacuole membrane
Molecular function (GO): basic amino acid transmembrane transporter activity
Source: RefSeq, a predicted model, not a curated record
GCCUUAGGUAGUCUUUAUUGUUACUGAAGGUGGGCCUUAUCAGCCACGAUGAUCACUCUCCCCUGUGCUAUCCUAUUUAGGUUCGCUUUCCGCCAGUAGACAUCGAAAAGAUAUAAGGCGCCGUAUAUUUCUGAGAGAUGUCGGAAUUCCCCUCAUUUCCAGUUACCCUUAGGUUGCUGUACUAUCCCACUUUCUUUUCAUUUACCAAAAUCUCCUUCCCUACUCGUCAGGAAUGGCCAUCUUCCUAUACAAAUUCAUUCGGGGAAAGAUAAGAGAACGUGAAGCCCAGAAGAAAGCCGUCCCAACCACAGAUGAACUCCAUCUAGUACCACAGUAUGCUCCAGGACAAGGACGUCGGGGGCCCAACGAGCACGACCAUCAACCCAGAAAUUCAGAGCUCACCACGUCAACGCAGACUCAUGAAGACUCUCGCACUACCGAGGAGGCAGCACAGGACAAAUCCAAAGCUCGGGAAAAGACCAUUCGUCAGUGGAAGCUCGUUCUUGGAUUAGCACUGGCCAACUUCCUGGCUGCUAUUGAUGUUACCAUCGUCGCUCCUGCUAUACCAGAGAUUUCAUCGCAUUUCAAUCGACUGUCGGGUAGCUUCAAUUGGAUCGUUGCUGCAUAUACUCUGACCUUCACGGCCUUUGUACCAGCUUCCAGCCAACUCGCCGAUAUCUUUGGCCGGCACUUUGCUCUCCAAUUCGAAUUGUUCUGGAUCAUGAUCGGUAGUGUCCUGUGUGCGGCCGCUCAGAGCUGGGGCAUGUUGCUCCUGGGAAGAGCACUUCAAGGCUUGGGUGCUGCAGGCAUUAUGAGCUUAAGUCGCAUCAUUAUGUCGGACGGAUUGACGCUUGCAGAAAGCUCGAGGAACAACUCGCUGCUUUCCCUCGUCAGUGGUCUCAGUUACUCCGUUGGCCCCGUCGUCGGUGGUUACCUUGCAGAUGCCGGCUGGCGCUACCUCUUCGUCCUCCCGGCUGGUAUCGCCGUCCUGGCAAUGAUUUACAUCUUCUUUCUGAUGCGCAAAGAGCUUGCUCAAGGCCGCGUUGCCGUUGAAGCAGUCGAGUCGCGACGCCUAGGCUAUGUCAGAGGUCUGACUAUUAUUGAUUGGCCAGGCAUAGUCAUGUUCAUCCUUGGUAUUGGAUGCCUCAUCCUUGCAAUACAAUGGGGCGGUACGCAAUAUGCCUGGAGCUCCGCACCCGUCGUUGCUCCUUUGGUUGUAGCAGCAGUGCUGUGCAUUGCGUUCUUUGGAUACGAAUACCUCCUUGGACCCGGCCGCGCUGUUGCGAGACUGUUUCCAAGGCAAGUUCCUAUGAUUCCUUCAACACUAUUCCGGAAGAAGGACACAUCACUUCUCAUGGUCAUCAACUUCUCCGCCGGUAUCUCGCUCGUCUCAGCCUUUUACUUCAUCUCAUAUUACUGGCAGCUCGCGGAAGGUUACUCUCCCAGCAAAGCCGGUAUUCAAUUACUCUAUUACACACCUGGUCUUGGUAUAGGUGUGUACACAGCAAUGAUUCUGUGCAACGUCUGGCCGCGCCAGACUUUCCCCCCCUUAUUCUAUGGAUCCAUUGUCGAAGCCGUCGGUCUCGCACUACUCGCAUACUCUAUCUCAAUCCGCCACCAGACCAUGGUCAAAGUAUUCCUCGCCGUUGCUGGUGCUGGAACGGGUCUGCGCUUCAUGCCAGUUGUGCUACAUGCAGCGGGUACUUGGUCGACGCGCAUUCCGGCUAUGCAAGGCUUGCUAUCCUUCAUGCUCCCGCUAGGCGAGACUAUUGCCAUCUCGAUGAUGGGAUCCGUCUUCUCGAACAAACUAAAUACUUUCCUAUCCCGUAUCCAUGAUCCAGCAAACGGCGUCUCGCUUCCUUCUUCCGGACCGCCGAGUCUCGAUCUCCUCAACAAUCUCCCACCAGCCGCCAAGACAGCAGUUCAACAAGCCGCAGCCAGGGCUGUUAUGUGGUCACUGAUCUCCGUCUUGCCCUUUGUUGGCUUGUCAGUCAUUGCCUCGGCCUUCCUAGGCAAUAUCUGGAUUGGCAGGGGUGCGAAGAAGGCUAAGAAUGGUAAGCCAGCCCAACAAGAGGAAAGGGGGAAGGUGAUGUACUCGUCAUAUCUGCUCGCGCUUUUCACUGGUAGUAUCAAAGCACAUAAGCAGGAUUUGGACGUCAAUUCAGGACACGAAGAAGCGGAAGCGAUGGUGCAGGACGCUGAGACCAAGGGUGUGACAUCGCCGGAGAGUGCGCAUGUAACGGCUGACAGGCGAGUGUAACACCCGAUCAGUAUGUGAGUUGUAGACUGGUGCUUUUGUUUUAAGAAGACUUUCGUUGUACUACUAGAAAUACCCUUCGCGUUGUUGAGAAAAUGCAAUUAGAUAGACGAAACAAUCCCGAAUCUUAAGUUUUUAGAUCUUAAUACAUUCAACCCUCU